AUGAGCUCUUUCAUGGACGCUUCGGCGAGACUGCACUUGAUGAAACAUUUCGAAGGAGACCCUACUAUGCAAACUAUUAUGGAGUAUGGUCGUAUGGCCCAAAUGACUCAAGAUGAAGUGAUACGAUAUUUAGAUAUAAUUGGAAAUAAGCAAUGGGAGGCAAUGAAACAGCAGUAUGGGAUAAAGGCGGUUCAUGGCCCCAGCGAGUCUAGUGACGAAGAAAGUAAUGCUGACAAGCGAGCAGAAUUACUCUCACAUAAGAUUGUAAAAGUAAAAUCAGAAGAGAAGCGCCUCAAGAAGCUGGUAUGUAUUUGGGAAUGUUAA
Molecule: messenger RNA, 324 nt
Organism: Knipowitschia caucasica
Lineage: Eukaryota; Metazoa; Chordata; Actinopteri; Gobiiformes; Gobiidae
Source: the annotation of a GenBank genome assembly